Molecule: messenger RNA, 564 nt
Organism: Anopheles merus
Lineage: Eukaryota; Metazoa; Arthropoda; Insecta; Diptera; Culicidae
Product: cell wall protein IFF6-like
Exons: 2
Coding region: 1-564 (187 amino acids)
Source: RefSeq, a predicted model, not a curated record
AUGUUUUUUGACAUUUACUCUUCACCACGGCUGACAGAAUCGCUUGAGAACGUUAUCUCACAUAGCACCGGUACAAACAGCAGCAGCGGUACGGGCAGCACUAACCCUGUCUCCAAUGGCAACGCAAACGCUGAAGCUAACGCCAGCAACGGUAACGCUACCAGUAACGGCACUAACGCUGGCAGUGUACUAAACGUCAGCGGUAGCGGUAGUGCCGCUGGUAGUGCGGGAAACGGCACAAACUCUAGUGCUGGGAGCGGUGGUGGAGGAGGAGGUAGCGGUGGAACGUCUGGAAGUAGUGCGGGUGGUGGUGGAGCGAGUAGUAUCAGCGUUAUAAAUGCGACGUCGCUCGUGUCACCCUCGAAUCUGCUCGGUAACGGGCUGUCAAGUCAGCGUCAUCGAAGCGAUCUGCUCGGUACGGCAAAUCUUAACCUGGUGUCCUCGACCCAGUCACCUACGACGACCUCGACCCCGUCAUCCAUUCUGUCGCAAAAUCUGGAGUCACCGGUGGACGUGAAAUCACGGCAAGGUAGGAAUUUUAAGGAUAUUCUUAAUAAUUUGUAA